CGGAAAUGUGAGUGCCGUGCUGCUGGCGUGAGUUCCAGUGGGUGUGAUUAACGGUUUUCGGAGAGUGAGUGUGUGUGUGUGAAAGUGGAAAAGCGAAAACAAUAAACAGUAACUGACAGUUCAAGCUUAACAUAUCAAAAGUUGUUUCAAUAUCGAACUCGUGAAUAAAAAAUACAUCCACACUUGAGUGAAGUGUAAUUUUAAACUGAACGGAGCGUAGAACCUCUCGAAACCAUGUUCUACGCACACAUCGUGCUGGCCAAGAAGGGCCCGCUGGCCCGUAUUUGGUUGGCAGCCCAUUGGGACAAGAAAAUUACCAAGGCGCACGUCUUCGAAACCAACAUCGAGCAGUCCGUCGAUGGUAUCAUGCAGCCAAAAGUCAAACUAGCUUUACGUACCUCGGGCCAUCUUCUGCUCGGGGUCGUGCGGAUCUACGCACGCAAGGCAAAAUAUCUGCUGGCAGAUUGUAACGAAGCGUUCGUAAAGAUCAAGAUGGCUUUUCGACCGGGGAUGGUUGAUCUGCCUGAGGAGCAUCGGGAAGCUGCGGUCAACGCGAUCACACUGCCGGAGGUGUUUCACGAUUUCGACACUCCGCUGCCCGAGUUGAAUGAUGUGGACAUUGAGGCGCACUUCUCAAUCAAUCAGUCGCGCGCCGAUGAGAUUACGAUGCGCGAAGACUACGGCACGCUGCCGAUGAACAUCCACGACGACGGUUUCGGCGACAUGGGAUUCGACGAUACGCCGGACAUUGUUCGUGACCGAAUCGAAGAACCGAUGGAGCAGGACCUGGAGCCGGAGCAGUUAGCCUUGGAUGACCAGGUGGUGGUGGACACGACGACAUUGGCGGAGAAUGGUAGCGCGAUGGAAAAUGGAACCGAUGGCAAAGAUAAGCCCAUCGAUAAGAAGGGCCUUCGGGCGCGUGCCAAAAGCUUGUACGAAGAGCUGAGCGAGCAGCCACCGCAGGAUACCCGGUGGAACGAGUAUCUUGACGACCUGUUCACGGAUCCCGUAGCACCGCCACCGGAUCUUGAGCAAGAGAAAGAACCUCUUCCCGGUACGUCCCGCUCGGUACUGGAUUCGUUCGAUCCACAUCAUCCGCACGAUGUGGACAAUGAUGGAUUCGGCGAUGAGGGCGGCUUCGGGGCGGAACCCGCAGCAGGGCUAUUCGAGGGUGACAUUUUCGCGGACGCCCCGCUUGCACCGGAACCAGAACUUCCGGCUGCCCCCGUUGAGGCACAGCAUGCCGGCACAGAAGAGGACAGUGAUGAUGAUGACCAUUUCGACGUGGGCGGUGCUCCUUCGCCGGCGCCCAGUUCGGACAACUCUCGGCCCCCAUCGCCGAUAAUGACGCAGCAGCUGCUGGAGGAUCUACAGCAACCGGGAACCAGCCAGGAUGGAGUACCGAAGGUGCCUCUUGUUCCGGAGAUUGAUCCUGUUGAGGCACCGAGUGCCAUGGUACCAGAACCGAUGCAAGAUCAACCCGAACUACGGCAGGAAGCGGACGAUGAACAAAUGCAUCGUGAAGUUGGUGCGGAGGAAGUUGAAGGGGAACAAACCACUCUGUUACACAAUGAAGAGGAAAGUUUCGCACUGGCACCGGUAGAUGCAUCAGCUCUGAAAGGUGUCACCAAGAGCAAACGCAAACGAAAACUCAUCGUCGACGAGGUGAAAAAUAUCAGCGGCGAGGAAAUGAAGAGUCAAUUAGCAAAUACGACCGAUAUCGUAACUACAUUGGACUUAGCUCCACCUACAAAGCGAUUGAUGUAUUGGAAGGAAACCGGUGGAGUAGAGAAACUGUUUGCUUUACCUUCUCGAGACAUCCCCGCCCGGUGCAUGUUCAAAAACUAUCAACGACAUCUUACAUCACGAUCGAUUGGAGUGGAAGAAUUCGAUGCAUUAGGCCCACUGGAGGUCUUAGGCGUUGAACAACAACAACCGGAACGACCCGAAUCUCCUGUGACUCAACGCCGUGGAAGAAAGCGAAAGGGUAACCAAGAUCUGCUGCCGCCGGAUACCCCAAUGCCUAUGACACCCGCCACACCUGCAACUCCAGGGCAUCUGGACCAAACAUCGCUCGAUCAGAUGCGAGAUAUUGUAGAAAUGCCACCUCCAACGCCAGUGUCCAUGGAGCUCCGGGAUCAGGAGAUGUGCCAGAGUUUCCACCCUGAUAUGCCCCCGCCGGCUACUCCGGGUCUAAGUCAUAUCGGUAGCCCACAAACACCUCUCAACUUGGGUAUGCAAACCCCUCAAAUGAUGCCACCUACUCCAGGUAUGCCAGGCAUACCAAUGACGCCUGGAAAUUUAGUGCAUGGUGGCCUAACGCCGGCUGGUCUCGUACAUGGUGGACUCACUCCUGCUGGUUUAGUCCAUGGUGGAUUAACUCCUGCCGGAUUAGCUCAUGGCGGCCUUACUCCUGCUGGAUUGGCACACGGUGGCCUCACGCCUGCGGGACUUGCUCACGGUGGACUCACUCCUGUUGGACUGGCUCAUGGCGGACUAACCCCCGCUGGACUCGCACACGGUGGCCUCACCCCUGCUGGAUUGGCGCACGGUGGUCUUACGCCGGGAGAUCUCAAUCAUGGCGGUAUGACUCCAGCUGGAUUGCAGCAUGGUGAUUCCGGCCAGGUAAUGCCUGAAUUACCGGGAGCAAUGACCCCACACGGUUUGGAUCACGGUGGUAUGACGCCACAUCAUGCCAGUCUGGAGAACAUCGAUCAGAUCCCUCAUUUACCAGCUGAUCAGGUUUCUUCUAUACUGAAUGAACCAGGAAUGGAAAACUUUUCCAAUAUGGGCUACGAAGGUCAUGCUGCUUCGCCGGCUCGUGAAGUACUUCACGAGGAGGCGCCCAAUGAAUGGAAUCAGGACUAUGAGUUCCCUCAGUCCGUUGGUGGGCAACAAAUAAGCGAAGAGCAACAAGUGGACGAAACGAUUGAACAGUUUGAGGAGCGUGUGUUGAACAAACGUGCCGCUCAGUUAUUUAUUUCCGUACGAUCACGGCUCCUGAAGACCGAAAGCAUGGUGCUAUCGGAAAUGACGCACCGCAACGACAAGAAACAGGCUGCACAAAAGUUCUACUCCUUGUUGGUGUUGAAAAAGUUCAAAGCACUCGAGAUCACCCAACCGGAACCGUACGCAGAUAUUACCAUCACCCGAGGGCCACUGUUCGAGAAUCCGAAGCUGUAAUAUGGCUGCUACGUGCUGUUUUUAAUUUAGAUGUUUAAGUUGAAGAAUUACUAAGAUAAGUCGUAACACAAAACAGAUUCCUUUCAUUAGUCGGUUAGGCGAAAACUGGAGAUGCUUCUGCAUUUUUACUUUUUAUUGAAACUAUUAACGGAUACUUUUUUCGAUAAAUAAGCGUAAAAAUGCCAAUCAUAUGACAUGUAAAUAUCUUUUAUUAGCAUCAAAACAAAACACAGUUCUUCUGAGAACAUUGAUAGAUUGGUUGAUUUCGUUGAUUGAAAUCUAACAAUCUAUUGAAAGCAGCAGUUUUGUUCGUUAGUUGGUUGAUUGUUAUGUUAUUGGGUUGUAACUAGUAGCUAUAUAACUUAUGUUUGCUUGAUUCGCUGUAUGCAUAAGAACAAAGAAUGAAUUACGUUUCGAAUAAAAAGAUGAAAUGUCUUGUAUAUAAUAGUAUGGUAAGAUUUGAUUAUUGGGAUGAUGUAUUACUAAACAUCCACAGAGGUCAAAAAUAGAAUAAAAACCUCGCGAACGCAAGACUUGGUUCUCAUGUUUGCUCGCACUAUUACUUAUUAGCGAAAAUGAAAUCCGAAAAGCUCGUUCGUCGCUAAAAGCACCAAAAUUCAUUUCACUAAUAACAAAAAGCUGUACUUUGAUCUGUUUCCGUAUGUUGUUUUUGUUUGUCAUAAACCAAAGGACACCAUCGCAUUGAAAGUGUCUGCGAAUGACCUGAUCUUGUUAAACGUCAUUAUCAAGUUUGUCGGAGACGGUAUAACAAAAAUAUAACAUCAGCUCGUAAGGAUAGUUGAAGUAGAUAUAAAUAAGCUUAUCACAAAAGAACAAAAAUGUAAAUAUCAAGAUGAAAUAAAGUAAAUCUCUAAAAACAUAA
This is a messenger RNA of Armigeres subalbatus, 4066 nucleotides long. It is a transcript of the gene vtd, whose product is annotated as double-strand-break repair protein rad21 homolog. Lineage: Eukaryota; Metazoa; Arthropoda; Insecta; Diptera; Culicidae. The coding region runs from base 235 to 3183 and encodes 982 amino acids. Gene Ontology annotation, cellular component: cohesin complex. Gene Ontology annotation, biological process: sister chromatid cohesion; replication-born double-strand break repair via sister chromatid exchange. The transcript is spliced from 7 exons. Gene Ontology annotation, molecular function: protein binding; chromatin binding. The record is from RefSeq and is a predicted model, not a curated record.